AUGGAAAUGUCUGACACGGUCAAACCUCUGACCUCCUUCCUCAUAGAGGACAUCCUCUCCGUUAAGGACGGCACAAUAUUUGAUGGCAAACGCUGUUCACAGAAGAUGGAAAGAUGGUCACAGUGGAAAGAAGCAUCUGAAAAGUUGUCAGAGCAACUCUGCCCUCAGGGGACAGCAUUUGGAGUGCAGACAGGGUCCCUGGACACAUCCUGUCCCAGCACCUCAGAGUCCAGCAGUUUUUCCUCCCCGGGGAAACAGAAGCGCUCCAGAGCUGCGUUCACACACCUCCAAGUGCUUGAACUGGAGAAGAAAUUUAACCACCAGAAAUACCUGUCUGCCCCAGAGAGGGCUCACCUGGCCAGCACCUUAAGACUAACCGAGACCCAAGUGAAAAUCUGGUUUCAGAACCGCCGGUACAAGACGAAACGAAAGCAGCAAACAUCAGAGUUCUGUAAGGACGUGUACAAAGCAGAGGAGCUGUGUCUGAGAGACGAGCUAGUCCGAUCAUCACUAAUCACCUCCUUCUGCAAAGCCUACCAAUGCAGACCCUACAUUUGGGACUACACGGCCCCCUGGGGGCCCACGUUAUGGUGAAAGUGACAUGAUGAUGAAGCUAUGACUUACUUUUAGUUUUCCUGAUAUUAAGGCUCACUAUCAAAGUUGAUUAUUUGUUAUUUUGGCAUUUUAUUCAUACACAUUCUAAAAGUUUCUUUGCUUUAAGAAAAAUGACAAAAUGACAUGUCUUGUGGUAACGGACACGAUGUGGGAUUGCAUAAUUAAACAUUUGAUCACUAAUGUCAGUUGCAGCAUUGUUGAUGAAUUCUUUAUCAAACCAUUGUAGUUACAUUUGACUUUUCUUUACAGCUCGGUGUUAAAGAGUACAACAAUACAGUAACUUAUAGAGAAGAGCAAGUGUAACUAGCUCAU
This is a messenger RNA of Anarrhichthys ocellatus (wolf-eel), 927 nucleotides long. It is a transcript of the gene nkx3-1, whose product is annotated as NK3 homeobox 1. Lineage: Eukaryota; Metazoa; Chordata; Actinopteri; Perciformes; Anarhichadidae. Bases 1 to 594 code for a protein of 197 amino acids. Gene Ontology annotation, cellular component: nucleus. The record is from RefSeq and is a predicted model, not a curated record. Gene Ontology annotation, molecular function: DNA-binding transcription factor activity, RNA polymerase II-specific; RNA polymerase II cis-regulatory region sequence-specific DNA binding. The transcript has 2 exons. Gene Ontology annotation, biological process: regulation of transcription by RNA polymerase II; cell differentiation.